Molecule: messenger RNA, 1956 nt
Organism: Gordionus sp. m RMFG-2023
Lineage: Eukaryota; Metazoa; Nematomorpha; Gordioida; Chordodea; Parachordodidae
Product: kanadaptin-like
Exons: 8
Coding region: 23-1810 (595 amino acids)
Molecular function (GO): protein binding; mRNA binding
Source: RefSeq, a predicted model, not a curated record
UUUCUGCAUUGCUUAGCAAAUUAUGUUAUAUAUGAGUAUAUAUAUUAAUAUUAUUAUUCAUUCAUUCAUGGAUUUAUCUUAUAUAAGCCCAACUUGGGCUGGAGAAUUGAACCCGCUAUAUUAUAUCGAGACACUUAAGGGUGGAAAAAUAAUAGAAAAUAUACCUUUUACACAAAAAAAAUUAUUCUUAAUUUUUGGAAGAUGUGAGAACUCAGAUAUAAGACUUGAAAAUCCUUCUAUAUCCAGAUAUCAUGCAAUAAUUCAAUAUUGUAACAAGAAUGUUGAUAAUAAAUUUCCUGGAUAUUAUAUUUAUGAUUUGAGAAGCACUCAUGGAACUUAUUUAAAUAAAAAUAAAUUAGAACCACAGAGAUAUUAUCGACUCCAUGUAGGUUAUGUGAUUAAAUUUGGUGCUAGUUCAAGAUUAUAUAUUUUAAAUGGACCAAAUGAAGAUCAAGAACAAGAAUAUGAUAAUAUCGAAGUUGCAAAACUAACUAAUGACAUGAGUGAAGACGAUAUUAGUUGGGGAAUUAAAGAGAAUAUAGAGGAUGAAAUAUAUGCCCAUACUAAAAAAGAUAUUGAUUCGGACUUAAUAAAUGAAAGCCAUUUUGUUAAUGACCCCAAAAAAUAUCUAAAAAUUUUUUUUGAAAACCAAGGUGAAGAAUUUGAUUUCGAAAUUAAGGAAAUAAAUACAGAUAUUAAAAAAUUUCAAUGCAAUUUAAUACUUAAUUUUGAUGAUCUAAUGUUAGCAACUAAUGAAUCAGAAAGGUUAAUAGAAUUCACAAGUUUUUCAAAGAAGGAUGCUAUUAAUAUGUGUUGUUUAGCUGCAUGUAGAUUGUUGAAUAUGCAUGGCAUAUUAAAAAAUCCCAACAAAUCAAGAAAAAUAACCGAACGCGAAUUAAAUGUACGAAAACUCAUUAGCGAUGAUUUUUAUGAGAGUGAUGAAGACGAAUUUAGCGACAGAACAGGUAUAUUACAAUGCAAAAGAGAAAUGAGAAGGAAGAGACUAGGUCAUUUUAGCACUGAAGAUGUAGCAAAUUACGGCGUUUUAGUUGAAAAUAGUAUCGGUACAAAUCAGGGCAGUAAAGGUGAGGGUUCUCAUACCUAUGAAUCCCUUAAAACGACAAUUAAUGAGAUUGAGAAGGAAUUAAAAGAAUUAGAUAUCUUGAUAGAAAACAUUGAGAACCCUACGAGAUUAGAGGAUAAUAUUUUACAUGUUGAUGUAUUUGAAAAAAAUAAUAACGAUCUAAUUAAAAACUCAGGAGAAUCGGACCCCCUAGACCUUUAUAUGAAUACUAUUAAAAAGAUUUCGAAAAUAGGGCCUAAAUUUAACCCCAGCCAAUCAAUAUUGCUUUCACUAACCCAAAAAAAGAACAGUUUACUUAAGUCCAAAGAAAUAUACGACAAGAUGCGUAAGAUAGCUGAACCAUCCACUAAUGUUAAAAAAAUGUUUUAUGCUAACACGCCAACAACCUUAUCUACUGCUGAUGAUCAUGUCGUGACAAAAGAAAUUAUUAGUGAUGGUGAAAUGUUAUUACAUAAGAGCCCGAGUUUAGACUCAAGUGCUAAAACGCCCUGUAAGGAAAAAGAUCAUGAUUUCGUGGUGCCUCCAAUACCUACCUCAAAUACAAAAAGGCAAAGAAUGACUAGCAAUAGAAAGUCUUUUGAAAGCGAAAACAAUAAUAAUUAUAUUAGUCUAUUAAAAAAUGAUAAAAUAGACAUCGUUAAAAAAAUUGUCACGGAUAAUCAAAACCUUGAAUCUAAAAAGACCAAAAUUUAUGGAUGCGAAUGGAAUCCCAAACUACUAGAAUGAUAAUUCAAAUGUCCGAAAUCUAUAUAUAGAUUAAUUAGCCAAAUUCGUUUUAAUUAAUAAAUUAUAUUUCAACACUUAUACAUGAUGUGAAUUUCUAUUUAUAUAAAUAUAGUUAUGAUAUACAAAUUUUGUAUUUCGAAAUUUAA